UUUCUCUUGUAGACACUUUUUUCGUGUAACUUUGAAUGAAGCUCUGGAUAGGAAGAAGCACCAGUCGCGCUUAACGCUGCUUCUGACGAUAACUAUACCACAUAUAUAAAAAAGGCGGUACAAUGGAUCUUUAUGAUUAUAUGAGCCCAAGUACUACAACGGAAGAGCAAAAUGAAGAAGGAUACGAGAAAUUAAAAGAAGAAAUGGGUUCCGCAUUGGACUCCAUAACUGGAGGGAAAUUUGGUCCCUUUUGGAGUAAAUUUAAAGAAAAGAGCGAAAGCUUUAUGGGUGAUACAAGAGAGCGUGCGAAUACAGGGAUGAGUAAUUUGAAAGCACAAUUUGAAGAAGGUAGUUCCUCAGGAUCGACAAUGGAAAAUCUUCGCAGAGUGGAAGAGUCAGCAGGUCGUUAUUGGAAUAGUUUUGGAACAAGAGUCAAUGGAUUUUUGGACAAAGCGCUACAGGUCAAUCCAAAAGGGGAAGAACAACCAAGUUUAACAAGAUCCAAAUCUUCUCGUGCAAGUUUAUUUUUGAGCCGUCAGGACAAGAAAAUUUUGCGAUUGAUUGAAAAUUCAGAUCUCUUUCGAAAUCCCGUGUCUGAUGAGGGUUAUAAUGAUUGGGAAAAGGGAAUUUCCAUUGAUAGCAAGACAGAUGAGAUUUCAGCUCUCCUACAAACAUAUGAAAACUUGCGUAACCAAAUGGAAGAAUUAGUGCCUUCACAGGUUUCAUAUGAAGCCUUUUGGAAACGUUUCUUUUGGUACAAGGAACAACCAACGAAAUCCCUGAGUUCUAUGCACACUGAAGAAGAAAUAUUUAGUUGGGAUGAUGAAAAAAGCGAUAUUGAAGAAGAAGAUGACGAUAAGAAGACAAACGGAGGGAAGGAAGAAGUUUCUAAAGAUAAUAAGGAGGAACUCGACUCGGAACAAAACAAAAAGAACAGUACUUCAACUUCUGCUAAUCACGUUGAUGAAAAAGUAACUGCAGAGCCUUCCUUAACUGAAAGAGACGAUACGAAACAAAAUAAAGACAAUGAUGACGAUGACGAUUGGGAAUAAACUUACUGUUUACUGAACGCGAUAUGUUUGUUUCUCCGUUAUUUCGAGAAUAUAAAUCCCCGUUGUUUUGGAUUAUCUACGCACAUGUUAAUGAACGUUUGUCAAAAGGAUUAUUAUCCAUGAAGAAACUUUAAAUAGCCGCUACUUGUCAACCUAAUGAAAGACUAUGAUAAAAUAACAUUAAAUUCUAUUAUCCUAGAACGAAAGAACCGACAACUCACGAUUCGAUCAGCGUAUUCGUAAACAUAUCAUGGAAAGUUGUGUCAUUAAAAGGUAUAAUAAAAAAUAUAUAGAAAGGACUACAGAAAGCUCAUCUGGUUUUCUAUAGCCAUCCUUUACUUUGCAUUUGUGGCCUCGUAUCGUUGACGAUUUACAUCGCACAGGCGAAGGUCAACAACGCGGCCGCAAGCAGCCCUGUCCUCUUCUCCCACCUGCGAAUACUGAUCCACCAAGUAUUCCAAGCUAUUGAGAGGCCUUGUCAAUACCUCGGUGUUGUAUGCUGUCAAUGCAACGUGGAUAUAAAUAAUCAGCACCAGUAUCCAGCUUGGAAUUGCAAGUGCCCACCAGCGGGAAAGGUAAGACUGUAUUUCCAGAUAAUUCACGGCAGACGCUGGAAGGAUUGCCCAACAGAUGAAGAGGCCAAAGGCGACCAUCGAUACCAGGUACAGAACGAAUCCAUAGUACUCAUAAGUAGGGACCUUCACCAUGAUAUCCCAUUCCUGUUGAUCCAUUUCAGAGACGUCAAUUUCGUCUCCUUCAGGAGUGGUAGACCUCGCACGCAACAUCGUUGUCAAUGAAGGAGACGGCGGAAUCAACAUGGGAUGUCCAUAGAAUGGUGGAUCAAACACCGUAUUUGAGAGGUUAUCAUUGAAUUCAUCCUCUACAAUUCCGUCUAGCCUUUCUAAGGGUGACGAGUACUGAUUAUCUGCCAUUCAGACAUAUGUUUAUAUUGCUUUGUGUCAAUAGAAGAUGGUCAUUGUAACCAGGCAACACCUUAUAAGGAAGUUUCUUAGGAAGAUAUUAACAACAAAAUUUGUAUGUCGUUAUAUUUAAUUAACGAAAAUAAAUUAAGAUGGUACGAUACGUUAAACAUUA
Schizosaccharomyces octosporus yFS286 is the source of this 2147-nucleotide messenger RNA. RefSeq lists its product as uncharacterized. Gene Ontology annotation, cellular component: cytoplasm. Bases 123 to 1052 code for a protein of 309 amino acids. NCBI's taxonomy places the organism in Eukaryota, Fungi, Ascomycota, Schizosaccharomycetes, Schizosaccharomycetales, Schizosaccharomycetaceae. The record is from RefSeq and is a predicted model, not a curated record. The transcript has 4 exons.